GUCACUGGGGCCGGUGCGUAGGUGACUGCGGCUCGGGGGGCGUUCGGAGUCGAGCCGUCUGGUGCACCCACACAGAGGGCUGGACCACGUUCCACGCCAACUGCGACCAGCAGGACAAGCCCGAAAGCCAGAGGAGGUGCUUUAAAGUCUGUGACUGGCACCUGGAGCUGUUCGAGUGGGAGGUUUCGGGAUGGGACAGGUGUGGGCUCGUCUCCGUUGCUGUCGGUGAGGUGGGAGCCGAAACUUGUGUCACCGCGCAGCACGGGCUGCAGCGCCGCAGCGUCCGCUGCCUCCAGAAACUGAACAGAACCGCUGUGGCCAGUGAGAUAUGUGAGUAUUUCACCCCACAGCCACCUGCUGAGCAAGCCUGCCUCGUGCCCUGCCCGCGGGACUGCGUCGUCUCCGAGUUCUCCGGCUGGUCUGAGUGCGGCACGGACUGUGCCAAGAGUCUGCAGCACCGCACGCGGGCGGUCAUUGCUCCCCCGCUCUACGGGGGAGCCCCCUGCCCGAAUCUGACUGAAUCCAGAGCCUGUGGAGCUCCUGCCUGUCCCCUCGGGAAGGAGGAGCACACCUACAGCCUCCGUGUGAGCGCCUGGGGCGAAUGCCAACUGCCCCAUCCGAAGGACUCGGAGCUGGCCGGGAGGACUAUGCAGGAUUUGGGUUUGGACUCUGGAGAGCGAAGCACGUCUGGACUUCAUGGCUCUAAACCACACCACCACGCUGGGGAGGUGGAGAUUGGUUACCAAACGAGGCAGGUCAGGUGUGUAAGGAGCGAUGGAAAACAUGCAGCACUGAGCCUCUGCCUGCAAGAUCCCAUCCCUGUGACCUUCAAGUCCUGUGUCAUCGCUAAAGACUGUGAGAUGUCGGAGUGGUCCCCAUGGAGCACCUGCUCACAGACGUGUGGCUGGGGAGAUCUCAGCCCAGGCUUCCGGAGCCGGCGCCGCAGCGUGCGGAGCGUGGCCAUGGGCAAUGGGAAGCGAUGCCCGGACCUGGAAGAGAGGGAAGCAUGCAGUGCUGGAGGGAAGGAGCUGCUGCAGCCUUGCCCCAGGUUUGCCUGGAGAACAUCUGAAUGGAAAGCUUGCCAAGUGUCUCUCCUCUUUAACCAGCAGGACCCUCAGCACCACAAGCAUGUAGGGCUUUGUGGAGGUGGCAUACAAACCCGGGUGGUCUACUGUGUCCAGAUCACGGUGGAGCUUGGGACGCACCGACGGAAGGAAGUUGCUAGACCAGUUGAUGGGAAGCUUUGCCAGGGUCCUGCACCCUCCACCUCUGAGGUGUGUCACCUGCCAUGCCCAGCUGAGUGUGUGGUGUCCUCCUGGUCGGCGUGGGGUCCCUGUCUGCACGAGAACUGCCAGCACCGCCACGGAGGACGAGGCUUUAGGAUGAGACACAGACAAGUGAUUGUGGAUCCUGUGGGCACCCAGGCAGGUUGUCCUCACUUGGUUGAAUCUAUUCCUUGUGAAGACCCAGUGUGUUACGAGUGGAAUGUGUCAGAAGGAAUGUGUGUGCCUGACCAUGGAGAAUGUGGCCCCGGGCGCCGCAUCCUGAAAGCUGUCUGCAAGAGCCAGAAAGGUGAAGAAGUGCCACAUCACCUCUGCUCAGAGCUUCCCCGUCCUGAAGUUGUGGCUUGUGAAAUCCCUUGUGCCAUGGAUUGUGUCAUCAGCGAGUGGUCCUCGUGGUCUCCAUGUUCCCACUCAUGCUCCAGUAAAAAUGCAGAGGGCAGUCAAAGCAGGACUAGGUCCAUCUUGGCCCUUCCAGCUGAGGGUGGAAAAGCUUGUCCCCCUGACCGAGCCCUGCAGGAACACCGUGCCUGUAAUGAUCACCCAUGUGUGCAUUUCUUCUGGGAAACAUCUCCCUGGAGCUCUUGCUCUGAAGAUGUGCUGGUGACUGCACUCAAUGCCACCAUCAGCUGGAGUGGAGAAGCCACUUGUGGAGUGGGAAUACAGACAAGGAAGGUCUUCUGCAUGAAGAGCAGUUCUGGGCAGGUCACACCUAAGAGAUGUCCAGAGUCCAUCCGACCGGAGGUCGUGCGGCCGUGUCUCCUCCCCUGCAAGAAAGACUGUGUUGUUACACCUUUCAGUGAGUGGACUCGCUGCCCAACAGCAUGUCAGCCUGGCAAUGCCACUGCAGUUAAGCAGUCUCGGUACAGGAUUAUCAUUCAGGAUUCUGCCAAUGGGGGACAGGCAUGCCCAGACACCUUGUAUGAGGAAAGAGAGUGUGAAGAUAUUCCCAUCUGUCCAGUGUAUAGGUGGAAGACUCACCGCUGGAGCCCCUGUGUGCUGGUGCCAGACUCGGUGAGACAGGGUGUGCUAGGACAGAAUGAGGCAUGUGGACAUGGUUUGCAGUCAAGGG
Messenger RNA from Acanthisitta chloris (rifleman), 2352 nucleotides. RefSeq names its product thrombospondin type-1 domain-containing protein 7B-like. The record is from RefSeq and is a predicted model, not a curated record. The annotation marks the transcript as partial. Lineage: Eukaryota; Metazoa; Chordata; Aves; Passeriformes; Acanthisittidae. The transcript is spliced from 10 exons.